Messenger RNA from Hibiscus syriacus, 924 nucleotides. RefSeq names its product BURP domain-containing protein BNM2A-like. NCBI's taxonomy places the organism in Eukaryota, Viridiplantae, Streptophyta, Magnoliopsida, Malvales, Malvaceae. Bases 54 to 857 code for a protein of 267 amino acids. The transcript has a single exon. The record is from RefSeq and is a predicted model, not a curated record.
UAAAGGGAAAAGAGAUAAUAGCUUAAAGUCGAAUAAAUCUGUACAUUACAAUAAUGAGCAUGAAAUAUGAAUAUGCAUGUUUCAGCUUUCAUCUUCAUCUUGUCUUCCUCCUACUUGUCAUGGUUCAAGGCUUAGAACAAGUCGUGGAUAAUGAUCCAUCACCUCGCAUGGACCACAUGGAUCAAUCAUCCAUGGUGUUUUUCACCUUGAAACAUCUUAAAGUCGGGAACUCGAUUCCGAUAUAUUUUCGUAAGAAAGAUUCUUCCGGUUCUCCUCGCCUUUUGCCGAGAGACGAAGCUGAAUCCAUAGCUUUCUCAUCAGAAGAGCUCCCUAAUCUGCUUCGGUUCUUCGCUUUCUCGGAGGACUCUCCCCAGGCCAAAGCGAUGGAAAAUACGCUCCAAGAAUGCGAGACAGAGUCCAUCAAAGGGGAGGUCAAAUACUGUGCUACGUCUUUAGAAUCGAUGCUCGAUUUCGCGAGCAGCGUCUUCGGACCCGAUGUCGGUUUCAAGAUCGUCGCGACGGAACAUCGUACUGAGUCGGACACACUUUUCCAAAACUAUACCGUGUUGGAAACGCCGGAAGAGAUACCGGCUCCGGCGAUUGUGUCGUGUCACACCAAGCCCUACCCUUAUUCCGUGUUGUAUUGCCAUAGCCAGGUGACGGAGAACAGGGUUUUUAAGGUGUCGUUGGGUGGUGAGAACGGAGAUCGGGUGACGGCGGUUGCCGUUUGUCACAUGGAUACUUCGCAGUGGAAUCGGAACCAUGUGUCUUUUCGCGUGCUGGGGAUCGAACCUGGGACACUUCCUGUCUGCCAUUUCUUCCCGGCGGACAACUUUGUUCUUGUUCCGGACACUUGAACCUGUACUACUUGUCUUUGUUGCGAGACUUGAUGUUGUCUUGAAUAAUAAACCUUUAUAAAAAAAA